Messenger RNA from Ascochyta rabiei, 438 nucleotides. RefSeq lists its product as uncharacterized. The coding region runs from base 1 to 438 and encodes 145 amino acids. The transcript has a single exon. NCBI's taxonomy places the organism in Eukaryota, Fungi, Ascomycota, Dothideomycetes, Pleosporales, Didymellaceae. The record is from RefSeq and is a predicted model, not a curated record.
AUGGCAGACAACAACAAACCCCAAGCCUUCAACCCACCAGGCGUGCACGAACCUCCUCCGUCCUACAAGCAUGUAUGCGUAACACCCAUUCAGCCGGCAUCGAGACUCGUGACACUUGCCGGUCAAACAGGAGACUACAAAGCUGAGUGGAUCGAGCAAGUCAAAGGAGCCUACGAAAACGUGAGAAAGUGCUUGGAAGCAGUUGGGGCCAGCCCACGCGACAUCAUUCACGUACGGCAUUACAUCGUCAACGACUCUGGCGACAAUGCGUUAAACGAAAAAGAAGUUGUUGAACGAGGAUGGGCCCCGCUUUGGAUCGACUUUAUGGAUCAGAACGGAGAUGGUCACAAGCCGCCGGAUACAGUGCUAGGAGUCGCGAGCCUGGCAUUGAAGGGACUGCUGUACGAGGUAGAAGUAUGGGCUAUCGUUCAUGGCUAG